AGAAGCUGAACGACCAAAUACAUAGCUGUCUCUUUAUAAUUCAGCUCUCUCAACGUCUGAACGCUAUUUUCAAGAAUGCCACCAAAGGGAAAGGGUGGUAAGGAGGGAGGGAAAGGUACCAAGGAUGGGGCAAAGGGUGGCAAGUGCGGUAAAGGAGCUGCUGCAGGGGGAGGAGAUAAAGAAAAAAAGGAAGAGAAGACAAUUAAGGGAGGCACUUCUGUAAAGGUCAGACAUAUCCUAUGUGAAAAACAUAGUAAAUGCAUGGAGGCGAUGGAGAAAUUGAAGGCUGGGGUUCGCUUUAGUGAAGUGGCAUCACAGUACAGUGAAGACAAAGCCAGACAAGGGGGUGAUCUGGGUUGGAUGACGAGAGGCUCUAUGACCGGACCCUUCCAGGAUGCUGCUUUUGCCUUACCCAACAGCACCAUGGACAAACCCAUUUAUACAGACCCCCCUGUCAAAACCAAGUUUGGAUAUCACAUUAUCAUGGUGGAGGGAAAGAAAUGACUCCUGGGAAAGAUCUUUUUGAUUUCACAUAGAGAGCCAUUGGGACACUGUUUUUGCUCGGAGGAACUAUCGAUAAUUUUAUUUCAAAUGCAACAAAAGCUAACAGUGAAAAUGUAUGUAAAGAGAUUGACUGUCUAAAGAAACAUAUGUAAUCUUGUCUGCCCUUCAAAGGUGUACAUACGACAAUUAAACAAAUUGAUUAUUGCCCAACUC
Molecule: messenger RNA, 717 nt
Organism: Esox lucius (northern pike)
Lineage: Eukaryota; Metazoa; Chordata; Actinopteri; Esociformes; Esocidae
Gene: pin4
Product: protein (peptidylprolyl cis/trans isomerase) NIMA-interacting, 4 (parvulin)
Biological process (GO): rRNA processing
Molecular function (GO): DNA binding; peptidyl-prolyl cis-trans isomerase activity
Source: RefSeq, marked provisional